UGAGGACACGAGAGGAGACGAGGAGGAGGAGCCGCGGUUACUGCGUACAGUGGGCCCGUUUGCUCCACUCAUCAGUGUAGACAAAACACCAAGUCUGAAAACCAGAAAUUGUUAAUUGACGGGGGGAGAAAAAAGAAAGAAAUAUUAAAAUAUGCUCAGCUGACUGUGAUUUUCUUCGGGAGAAGUGAAUCUUUUACAACACCAUCUGAAGGCAGGUCGGCGGAGGAUCGGCGCGUCGGAGGAGGAGAAGGACCAUACAGAGAAAACGUGGUAGUAGAGUAGCAGACUGUCCACAGGCUGUAAAAGAAACUGUUUUGGGGUUGUUGUUGUUUUUUUGGUUUUGUUUUUUUUAAGAAAGCGGAGCCGGGUUGAUAUUACCGGAUGUAUACGGACUUGUUCCCUGACACCACGGACUGUGGCUAUACUGUGAAGUAAAGAAGAGGGGUUUAAAGUUGUCACAGGAGUAAUAAUAGUCGCACCCUGCAGACAAGAGGAUCCGCAUCUUGAUCAUUUGCGUUUUUACACGGGAGACGCGAGGAUCUGUGGACAAAAUAGAAACCGGUGAAUAGUUUUUUCUGCUCAAAACAGAAAGGACUGCGAACAGAAAAGGACGUUGUUGUUUUUUUUGUAGCUGCAUUCUGUUCUUUUUUAUUUCUUCUAUCCUGGAUGGUUAAAAUGAGCAAGAGAGCGGAUUUACAUGACUGGGACAAGUUGUGAUUUUCUCUUCACAUCACCGUCAACACAAGAAGCUGUUUGCUGUUUUUUUUUUUUUUUAAACAAAAAACAAAACAGACUGUAAAACCAAAGACAUCAGUGUGCUAAAUGAUCCAAGAACCCUGGCUUUGAUUUUAUUUCUUCUUUUUUGAUAUAACCGAGAAGAAAAAAAUACCUCAUAAGUUAUUAAACCUGGAAAGUCAAGACCCCUUUUGAAAUCCCAAAGGAAAGUUGAACAUUUUCUUUUCUGUUAGACUGUGGCUUCUGCCUCUCUUUGCUCUCAAUAUUUCAAAAAACAAAAGCAGGGGAUAACACCUGAAUAGUUUCCCGCACUAUUUAGCAAAGGCUUUACCCUUUUCCCAAAUAAUGAGGAUUGAGACGAUAUAAAACCUGUUUUAGAAACUAUUCGGUGUGGAUUAUCACCGCUACAAUUACCUCAACUUGACCUCCACCUUCACAAAGUAGCAGAGUGCAGAAGGUUGGAACAAUGCCAGAUUCACCUGCGGAUGUGAAAACCCAGCCCAGGUCCACCCCACCCACCAUGCCUCCUCCACCCCCGGCUGUCAGCCAAGCAACCAAUCGCAAUGCUUCAUUCACCCCUACUACCAGUAAAUCAAUGCUAAAUGGGAGCAGCCACUCUCCUACAUCACUGAACGGUGCUCCAUCCACUCCCAACGGCUUCAGUAAUGGGCCAGCCAUGUCCUCGACGGCCUCGCUUUCCAACCAGCAGCUCCCGCCAGCUUGCGGUGCCCGACAACUCUGCAAGUUGAAGCGCUUUCUGACCACGCUGCAGCAGUUUGGCAACGACAUAUCGCCUGAGAUUGGAGAGAGAGUGCGCAGCCUUGUGCUGGGGCUGGUGAACUCCACUCUCACCAUUGAAGAGUUUCACUCCAAACUUCAUGAGGCCACCAACUUCCCUCUGAGGCCAUUCGUCAUUCCGUUCCUGAAGGCAAACCUGCCCCUGCUGCAGAGAGAGUUGCUCCACUGUGCCAGGUUGGCCAAGCAGACUCCAGCUCAGUAUCUCGCCCAACAUGAGCAGCUUCUCCUGGACGCAAAUGCCAGUUCGCCCCUCGACUCCUCUGAGAUCAUGCUGGAGAUGAAUGAGCACGGCAAGAGAAGGACUCCUGACAGGACCAAAGACAGUUCAGAGAGAGAUGGGUUGCACCCAGAGCACCUGGCUAAGAGGCCCUGCACCAUCAGCCCCAGCCAACGAUUCAGCCCCAGCACGGGUCUUCCUGCUCACCCGCCUCCCAAUGGCCUGCCCACACACCCUCCAAAUGGACUAUCCCACCCACCCAACCCCCAAAUGGGACCCCAGCACUACCGGCUAGAAGACAUGGCCCUGGCACACCAAUACAGGGACGCUUACAGACAUAAUGAACACCGUGACGCCCGAGACAGGCACAGGCCGACAGCAGUGCAUGGAGCCCGCCAAGAGGAGGUGAUUGACCACCGUCUUACAGAUCGAGAGUGGGCAGAGGAAUGGAAGCACCUUGAUAAUCUCUUGAACUGCAUCAUGGACAUGGUAGAGAAGACGCGUCGCUCUCUGACGGUGCUGCGCCGCUGCCAGGAGGCCGACCGGGAGGAGAUGAAUCACUGGAUUCGGCGCUACAGCGACGUGGAGGAGAUGAAAAAAGGUGGGAGCAACGGACAGCACUGCCUUCCUCCUCCUCCUCCUCACCACAACUCCUCCUCCAACACAGCUAGCAGCAGCGAGUCACUGCCCAUAGGAACUUCCUCGGCUGCUGAAAGGCAGACAGGCAGACAGACAGAGAUCCACAGAGACUUCUUACACAGGCCUCCCUCAGGAUACCUGCCAGAAGAAAUCUGGAGGAAAGCUGGUACUACAAGCAUCCCGCUCUCCCCAGCACUAAAGCACCUCCAAAACAGGCAGGAGGAAGCAGUGAAUGAGGUUAAGCGACAGGCAAUGUCAGAACUGCAGAAGGCAGUGUCGGACGCUGAGAGGAAGGCUCAUGAGAUGAUUUCAGCCGAACGGUCUAAAAUGGAGAGGGCACUGGCCGAAGCCAAGAGGCAAGCCUCUGAGGAUGCGCUAACAGUCAUCAACCAGCAGGAGGAUUCCAGUGAAUCUCACCAGAGCUGCUGGAACUGCGGGAGGAAAGCAAGUGAGACGUGCAGCGGCUGCAACACGGCUCGCUACUGCGGCUCCUUCUGCCAACACAAAGACUGGGAGAAGCACCACCAUGUCUGUGGUCAAGGCCUGCAGGGGCUGCCAGGGGGCAGCAGUGUCCCUCUAGGCACCCCCUCCUCCAGUGCGCCCCCCACCCACUCGGAAAGCACUCCUCCAGGACCUUUGUCCCUGGCAGGCCAGAGCAGUAUUGCGGGAGGGGCUGGCAGUGGCAGUGGAAGUGUCUCUGCCAGCCCCAAGGAGAGCAGUUCCAGCAGUGCCUCGCGCUCCACAACUCCAGCUACCCCCGCCCUACUGGAUGCCACCUCUCGCUGACGUCUGACCCCUUGUCCCUUCCCUGCAUACUGAUGCGACAGUGCCCGCACUCCACACAAAACCAAACUGAGGAAUCUUCAUCGCACACUGCUCCCUUUCCUCCUCCCGUACUUCAAUCCUUAUUUCCCUCUUAUCCUGAGCUCUUCUGAAAAUCUUCUCACUACCUGAUGAUAGACUUGUUUUCUGGACUUGCCCCCCUCCCCCCCAAAAAAAACAAAAACAAACAAAAAAAUACUUUUUCUGUCUUUGUCUCUUUCACAACCACAGCCACAAAUACAAAGAUUCCAGCCUGGGGUUCAGUGUAAUGGAAGGCAUAAAAAGUGUCCAUGUUCAGUCACAGAAACAUAUCAGAUGUGUUUGCUGAAAACAUGAGCUUUGACUUGAAGAUGUGACUAAGAUGUGUCCUCAGUAAUGUAAGCACGCUAAAAUACUGUCCACAUAAGGACACAAGACAAGGGCUGUGGUAAGGCAACAUUGAUGGGGGAUGACUAGGACGGUUAGCACUUGGAUAGGAUUUCCCUUUAAUUUAGCACCAAUGAGAGAACAGUACCCAGCUCUGAGAUGUGCACUACUAGUCCAAACAGUUCACUGAUGUGGCACUUAUUCUACAGUGUUCUAAUGGAGACAGGAAAGGGACAUAAUACCUUUUUUCAAAUGGAUGAAGGAAGGGGAUGCGAUUAAUUCCUCAGACACACAGCUUAGUAUUUAUUAAAUGUUUCUUUCUGGCUUUAAGGGAAAAUAAAGAAAAGUCCAAAUAUUCUAAAUAAAGAAUAAUAGUGAUGAUGAUGAUGCUGAUGAUAACGAUAAUGAUAUGAAAAUAAAUUAAUUUUAAACUGCUAACUACCUUGCUAGCGAGCCAAGAAAAUCUACACCGGACUCACCUCUCUGCACCAUUGUGAACCCAAAUGAAUUCAAAGAUGAAAAAUAACAUGAUCCAAACCUUUGUAUUACACUGCCAAAGUGAGUAAGUAAGCGAUAAGGAGAAGCACUCAUCUUAUAACCAAACGCAAAGCAACAUCACCUCCUCAGCAGAUAAGCCAGCCCUGAGAGGACCAGGCUGCAGAGAAGCUGCAGAACGGGACCCAGAGAUAGUCAGACAUUAAAACAAAACUGUGACCUGCUUUGAUCUGCAGCUGCCUCCUGCAGUCUGGACAAAACUAUAGCGAUUCCUCAGUGAUGGCCCAGACUAGUGAAUAUGGACAAUGCUGUGAACUUGCCUACAAGAAAGACUUAAUGAAAUGGAUGGAAACCCUGCCACAGUGUGAUUUUUCAUGAACGGUAACAGAGAGGAUAGACAGAAAAAAACGAGGAAAGGAAAAGCUACACAGCCUCAAAGGAGAUGAAGAUACAUACAUGGCAACGGAGCUGCCAAAAACCUCAAAACAAGCUUGAAAACAUUGUCCAGGAAGGCAUUGCAUACUACGAAGACGUAUGGAAAGAUUGUUUGUAAGUCCUUUUUUUUAAAGCUCGAGGAGAUAUUUCAAGGAAUUGCUGUUACCUUUACAUUCACUCCCUCCUUUUUCCAAAGCAUGAUAAACAGAUGAAAGAGCCUAGUGAAGGGCGGUGUAGACUUGGUUCUCCUCUCUCUUUCUACCUCCCCUCACCCCACACCUCCCUUCUACGCUCUUCCCCAACUACUUGACUCAAGUCUGCCCCCAGCCCCAGUCUGCUUUGGACAGAGCCUCAGAGCAGUCACGUGGGAAGGGUUCGAACCUGCUUGUAGAUAUUGUUCCUCUUUUCAAUUUCAAUAAUGUCUCUUGUCGCUGAUGUCCAUAUGUGCUGCCCUUGUGUAUAUCCAGAAAGAUGGACUUUGUUUUGGUUUUGUUACCUUUCAUUUUUCCUCCUUUAAGUUUGGGCUGAGCAGUGAAGUCAGAGCAAGGACACUCAUUUAUGAGAGGUAGCCCCACAUUUUACUAAUUGUUUGAUUUGUUGUAUCUAUAUUAAUGAGAUGAAACCCCUCUUGUAGAAUAUUUUGUAUUGCUCGCAUUGUAAGACAGUGAGAGGACGGAGGUGCAAUAUGAAGAGAAUUCAGCUACUGAAUGGAACCUCAGCAACUGCCCAUAGGGUGUCAUAUAAUAUAGAUACAUAUAAAUAUAUUUAAAGUAACAUCGGUAACUUAAUGUGAAUGUACAUAGUAUUUAAAGAGGUCCAAAAAUGUGUUUGCCAAAUAACAGAAACCUUUAAAGUUUAAUGUCCAGAAUAUGAUUUUCUCACAGUUCAUUUGUUUUUCAAAUUUAUCAAUUUUUCCCUUUUUUUUUUGUCAUACUAGUUAAACACUUAAAAUUUCAC
Molecule: messenger RNA, 5464 nt
Organism: Morone saxatilis (striped sea-bass)
Lineage: Eukaryota; Metazoa; Chordata; Actinopteri; Moronidae
Gene: cbfa2t3
Product: CBFA2/RUNX1 partner transcriptional co-repressor 3
Exons: 12
Coding region: 1202-3175 (657 amino acids)
Biological process (GO): negative regulation of DNA-templated transcription; DNA-templated transcription
Cellular component (GO): nucleus
Molecular function (GO): transcription corepressor activity
Source: RefSeq, a predicted model, not a curated record